Molecule: messenger RNA, 1749 nt
Organism: Jatropha curcas
Lineage: Eukaryota; Viridiplantae; Streptophyta; Magnoliopsida; Malpighiales; Euphorbiaceae
Gene: QQT1
Product: P-loop containing nucleoside triphosphate hydrolases superfamily protein
Cellular component (GO): cytoplasm
Molecular function (GO): GTPase activity
Source: RefSeq, a predicted model, not a curated record
AGAGCAAAACCCCUAAACUAACGCGAAAAUUAAUCCAAACAAAGCCUCUCUUCUGAAUUGAAGAAACGUAAAGAUGGUGUUUGGGCAAGUGGUGAUAGGUCCACCUGGAUCUGGAAAAACAACAUACUGUAAUGGCAUGUCUCAGUUUCUUGGACUUAUCGGAAGGAAGGUUGCAGUCAUCAAUUUGGAUCCUGCAAAUGAUGCGUUGCCAUAUGACUGUGCUGUUAAUAUUGAAGAUUUAAUUAAAUUAAGUGAUGUAAUGAUGGAGCAUUCUCUUGGUCCAAAUGGAGGGCUCGUGUAUUGCAUGGAUUACUUAGAGAAGAAUAUCGAUUGGUUGGAAUCUAAAUUGCAACCGCUGUUGAAAGAUCACUACCUACUUUUUGAUUUUCCUGGCCAGGUGGAAUUAUUUUUUCUUCAUUCAAAUGCCAAGAAUGUUAUAAUGAAACUCAUUCAGAAGUUGAACCUUAGGCUGACUGCUGUGCAUUUAGUUGAUGCCCAUCUCUGCAGUGAUCCUGGGAAAUAUGUUAGUGCAUUGCUCCUCUCAUUAUCAACUAUGCUUCAUCUGGAACUCCCACACAUCAACGUCUUAUCCAAGAUCGAUCUAAUUGAGAGCUAUGGAAAAUUAGCUUUUAACCUUGAUUUCUAUACAGACGUGCAAGACUUGUCAUACUUGCAGCACCAGCUUGCACAGGAUCCUCGGUCUGCUAAAUACAGAAAGCUCACAAAGGAGCUUUGUGAGGUGAUAGAGGAUUACAGUCUCGUUGAUUUUGCAACCUUAGAUAUCCAGGAUAAAGAGAGUGUAGGAAAUCUUGUGAAAUUGAUUGACAAGAGCAACGGGUACAUUUUUUCUGGCAUAGAUGCCAGUGCAGUUGAAUUCAGCAAGAUAGCUGUUCGUCCGGUUGAUUGGGAUUAUUACAGAGUUGCAGCAGUGCAGGAGAAGUACAUGAAAGAUGAUGAAAAUGUUGAUUGACAACUCAAACCGCAUAAGAUUUACAUGUAGAAGAUACAGAGAACACCCAUUAAUGGGGUUGGCUCUUCUUCCCUCAGCCUGCCUUCUUGAGAGAUAUACUAUAUAUGAAGUGAGAGCAGGGAACUCAUCUUUCUGUUGAUUUGUAAAGUGAAACAAUUGGAGAAUUCUGAUUUUGUCAAGAAGGUUUAUGUAUUCCUUUUUGCCUAAAGAUUAUUUUAGGUGCUAACUUGCUAGUGUUCAUCUUGUGAUGAGGUUUUGGUGAUAGAACUAAAAACUCGACACCCAUGAUUCGAUCUAGUGCACGUGAAUUUGGUUAUAUGUGUAAGAUCUAAUAGUAUUUUCUCGCUUCACCUUUCCGGAGAUGGCACGCAUGACUUGGAAGCACACUUUUAGCUCAACAUAUAUUAAGACUCCUGGGGCACCAAUGUUGUUUUACAAAUGCCCAAAGAUGACUGCAGUCUGAUUUUACUUGAAUCGCUAGAGAUUGUGAUUUUGAUUGCAGUAACAUUUAUGUGAAAGUAGUCUCGUCGAUAUUUCCCAAGCGUGCAUUAUUGCAUCAUGUAAGCAAGGUCAGUUGUGGUGGCGUGUAACUGAGAAUCUGUCUUCUUCAACUUGGAUGUAAGAAAUUUCUAAGUCUAGAACAUAGAAAUUUUGAGUGGGCAUGUGACAAAUUUGGCAAGCAAAAUCAUAGCAAUUUGACAUGGAUAUAUAUACUGUUUGUUUACUGUGAAAAUUUCUUGUCAAAGUCUUGAUUCAAUGGUUAUGGUUUGGUUGCGUCA